CCCAUUUGUCAGUCUACUCUCAAUGUCAAACAGUGGAGAAUUAGAGCAUAACAAUUUUGCUUAUUUAUUUAUUAAUAUUCAAUACACUAAAUAGUUUUAAUUUAAUUAUUCUGUUAAGUUAGUAGAAUAGUACCCACUACUACACACAAUUAUUUAAAAAUUUUAUAAUUAAGGAAAAAAUAAGAUUUUUAUGGUAUAUUAGAUACGAAAGUGUCGUAAUACAAAAUGACGACAAGAAAAUUAUGGGGCGAGUUUGACGAUGAUCAUGGAGAGGAAAGCAUACCACAAAAUGUUAAUUUCAAUCCAAUCAUCGAACUGGGUAUGCAGAACAUACCCGAAAUUCCGAUUACUGUGAAAUCUUCACCGAUUGAAUUGCCCAAGCCUAAUUUAAUUACUCAUACUAUACAGCUGCAUGCUUACUCUAGACAACUUGCCGCUAUUUUAGAACAAACGGAAAAUGCAGUUUUUGAAGGUGCGCGAUUAGAUCCAAUGAGUUUGCCCACUAUACCUCCAGAACCACUUUUACAAUCGGAACACGAGACAACUCCACCCAUCAACUUCUUACCAAAAAAAUAUUGUGAUUUUUCACUCGGCAAAGGAGCAAUUAUUUUGCCUUUUACUCCAGAAAGCCAUAAACGAGCACUGCGACAAUGUGCUGCUAUAGCUAUAGGUCAUGUUGGCAUAGCAACAUGUACAAAUACUGCACUCAAUGCUGUAGCAGAUGCACUAGAUAUUUAUAUGACCAACAUGUGUAAAUUGUUACGGACUGUUGUUGAUAGAGAAGCAAGCGGCCUUAAAUCUGGAUUUCCUGAUGUUAUAUCAAAAGUUUUUGCAGACUUAAAUGUUGGUGAUCUACAUCAGUUUUACAAUAAUCGAGUAGUGAGAUAUCAUGAAAAAGUAAAAAAGAAAUGUGAAGAACUGCGAUCUCAGUGUGAUGCUUUGGUGAUCGGUGAUAUUGCACCACAAUUGAAACUAGAAGAAGUACCAGAAUUGCAUUUCCCAGCUGCCUUAGAUGGAGCAUUCACACCAUCUCUGGAGCCAGGUUUUCAGAUGUUGCAUAGCUUAGAACAGGAGCAGUUGCAAGGAUUGGAGCUCUUGGAUGCAGUUACAACAGAUGACAUAAAAAUAGAACCAAUGGAAUUUUCACAUACAGAGCAUACAGCCAAAUUGCCUUCUUUAUCUCCUAGUGCCAAGAAAAAAAGAAAAUAAAUGUUAAAUUAUUUCUUGUUUUAUAUUUGUUAACUAUAAUGAGAAGUGUUUAUUAAGUGUGUAGUUAUAAUAUUAUUAAGUUAUAAUAUCACUAAGAUUAUACACUAGGAGGACCACAAAUAUUGUAACAGUGAUCUCUGGUUGUUCUACAGCAAAUUUUAUAAAUAAAACAUUUCUAUAGCACCAAUUAA
This is a messenger RNA of Galleria mellonella (greater wax moth), 1400 nucleotides long. Its product is annotated as STAGA complex 65 subunit gamma-like. NCBI's taxonomy places the organism in Eukaryota, Metazoa, Arthropoda, Insecta, Lepidoptera, Pyralidae. The transcript has a single exon. Gene Ontology annotation, cellular component: SAGA complex. Gene Ontology annotation, molecular function: transcription coactivator activity. The record is from RefSeq and is a predicted model, not a curated record. The coding region runs from base 226 to 1209 and encodes 327 amino acids.